Molecule: messenger RNA, 1531 nt
Organism: Amphimedon queenslandica
Lineage: Eukaryota; Metazoa; Porifera; Demospongiae; Haplosclerida; Niphatidae
Exons: 5
Coding region: 14-1486 (490 amino acids)
Molecular function (GO): protein binding
Source: RefSeq, a predicted model, not a curated record
GGAUGGGUUUGGUAUGGUACCAGACUACAGUCAGUUAAGUGCUGCUAGUAUCACUAGUUCAACUGGCCUAUGGUGUAGAGGAGGAAUAGAAGCAACUGAUGCUGUCCAGUGGAUACUACCUGAUGCUACAAUCCUCUCAAGUGGAAAUACCAGCAGUAAUAUCACGAGUGUGUCAGUCUGCUUGCAGUCAGUAGGUCUGUUUGAUAUCAGUAGACACAAUCUUAAUGAUGAGGAGUCUCUAUCAUCAACUGGUGAUUCCUCUCUUCUCCUCUCUGGUGUAUAUACAUGUAUUGUUCCUUUUAAGGAUGGUCGCAUUGAGAGAUAUUAUGUUUGGAUUGUAAAAGAGAAUACACCUCCAGUUUUCAAUACCACAUUAAGCGAUUGCUCUAUCAUUGGUAUCGAUCCAUUCCAGUCUAUACUAACACUAAGUGCUGGAGGUCAAAUAAACAAUGGAGCAGUUACUAACUACACCUGCCCUGGAGUAGAAAUAGCAGAGUUCAGAGGUGUAAGUAAAACACUCUCUCCCACAAGAAUGACUCUAUUUAAAUUGUUUAAUAUUUCAAUUGUUCCUCCACUAAAUGAUACCAAUGGGUUUGUUGGAUGCUCUGCUGUUAACACUGAUGGAAAUGAUGUAUUGAGGUGUACACUCAAAAGUAUCUCUCAAUCACUGCCAGUUAUCACAAAAGCAAUGAGAUUAUCCAAUGACACAUCAUCAGCUACCAUUGAAUGGUCUCCUUCAGAAACCAGCCAGGCCUCCAACCUCUUUUAUCAAGUAUUUGCAAGAAUCUUCACAAGCGAGCCAUCAGAUAGGACCGGUCUAAUCACUGGUAGCAUUAUUGGAGACACUAGUGCUAUUGUGAGAGGUCUCACAGAAUAUGUGUCAUACCAAGUGAUUGUGGCAGCAUUUGAUCAACAGACAAUGGCCAGAAUAACUCCAUUACCUGUAGUCAGUGACACUUCAGUAAUAAAACCAGUUCAGUGUGAAACUGCUACUGGAUAUUAUUUAGACAUUGAUCUAAAGAAUACUGAUGAUGAUAUUUGUAACAAUAUCACAAAACAAAAUGAGAACUUCUUCCUUGAGGUAGUAAAGACUGUUGCUGAACUCCAACAAAGAGAAUUUAAAAAUUGCAGUGUCCUACUUGAACCAAAAAUCAUGAAGUUUACCUGUGACUUUCAGAAUAUGGAGACAAAAACUCCAAAAGGAUCAAGAAUAAAAAUAAAAUCUCUUAUAUUUUGUCAGAAAUGUCUAAGAGAAAAGAGAAGGCAAGCAAGAAUGUCUUCAAAAGCAAAAAACAAACUAAAAAUGUCAAAAAAUAAAAGUAAAACAAGAGGAAAGAUAUAUCAAUGUAGAUCAGUAUCAGUCAUUGUAAGAGGAGUGUCAUUGGUUGGUAAAGUCAAGAUUGAAAGUACCUCCUCAUAUUAUUGUAACCAAAGAGCAGCAAAUGAAUUUGGUCAAUGUGACUGCCACAGAGACUGUUUCAACUAGUCAUAAUCAUACACACACACACACACAAAGAGUUAUGAUUAUGUG